Molecule: messenger RNA, 1083 nt
Organism: Camelina sativa (false flax)
Lineage: Eukaryota; Viridiplantae; Streptophyta; Magnoliopsida; Brassicales; Brassicaceae
Source: RefSeq, a predicted model, not a curated record
AUGGAAAUCGUUAACGGAGUCAGCCUACUUCGGCGAUCUCUACCAACUGUUAGUAAGAAUAAGAUAAAAAAGAUUAGAGUUGUGUCUUACGCUGAUGGAUUGGUCUUGCUUCGUCUCAAAGAGGAGGAGGAGGAGGACCAGAUAGUGAUACGUUACUACGUUGGGAAUCCAGUGUUAGCACAAUGGAUUCAACUCCCUCCCUCUUCUCCUGAUCCUCCUAGAAACGCUUCUCCAUACCCUGGUCAUUACACUGAUACGGGACUUGUGACACGAAUGCGUAAUGGUGCCCUCUUAGGUUACAAGGUGGUUCGGAUAAAUAGCAAAGCAUGGCACCCUUUUCCUGGUUAUUAUUCUCAGACAUGGAGUUUUGAGGUUUUCUCAUCGGAUAAAGGUGAAUGGAGUGUUGAACAAGUCUCUUGUCCAGUUUGUGGUGUUAGUAUGCGCAACGUAUCCAAUCCUGGUUCUUUGAAUGGGAAACUUCACUGGCUUGAUGGCUCCCGCCGUGUUAUCGUUCAUGAUUUCUUCUCUUGUGAUGAUCAAGUUCGAGCAUUACCACUACCCGCCAUGAUGGAAAGCGCUGAGUGGCUACGGUCUGAGCGUCGACGACGUCAAAUAGAUAAAUGCCCCCUUCCACUCCGUAAGAAGAUCUGCACCACCUCGCAAGGAGAUUUUGUGAUUAUUGAUGUUGGAUCCAUAGACGAGGUCAAGAGCUAUAAUGUUAGAGUUAUGAGGCUCAAGACUGAUUCUUGGAACUGGGAAAAGGCUUGGGAAAUCAACAUGUCAUGUGUAGGGCUUGGAUUUAAGUGUGUCCCAAUGGCAAUCAACUGUUUUGACAUCAACAUCAUAUAUCUAUGGGACUUAGACCGUAACUGUUUCCUCGCUUGUAACAUUCGUACACAUAAGAUAUUGUGUGAUACUCGUAAAGAUGGUGCCGCUUACAACCCCAAAUAUUUCUGUCCUAUCUUUCGAGAAGAUCAUAUUACUCGUGAAGAUGGUACUUUCUACAAGGAAGAUACUUUCUGCUACGAGCCACGUUCAAGCCUUUUGCAUUUUGUUCUGUCCUUGCAAGUCAUACCUACAUAG